This is a messenger RNA of Cadophora gregata, 1005 nucleotides long. RefSeq lists its product as uncharacterized. The transcript has a single exon. The record is from RefSeq and is a predicted model, not a curated record. The coding region runs from base 1 to 1005 and encodes 334 amino acids. NCBI's taxonomy places the organism in Eukaryota, Fungi, Ascomycota, Leotiomycetes, Helotiales, Ploettnerulaceae.
AUGGCUUCUCAAUCCUGGGACGAGGAGUCUACUCCGCUCAGCUUUCUGGAGUUUACGAGGGCUUACUACAAGCAAGAUCAGAAUUGUCCUAUUAUUGAAACGGUAGAUACCAUGCUCAUAAGAGACAUCCGCAACUACGAGCGGUAUCUCAAUGACCGCAGAGCUUUCGACGAGCUCAGCAUCUUUCUUGAACUUCGUGGCCACAUCCAAACAACGAACUACGACUUCGUACCGCAAUCCAAAUUCCAAGGAAACACACCACCACCGUCUUUCUCCGACUUUAAUUCUCAGUAUACAGGUAUUGGUCCAGAUUAUGUAUACCCACAGAUCUGCAAUACUUAUAGCAAGUUCAUCACGGGACUGGUUAGUCCAGAGACUUUGAAGGCUUACGCUGUGAGUCGGGAAGUAGUCGCAGAAGGUGACCGAAGAUGGCUCUAUGGGCUGAAAAGGAACGAAGAAAGUUGCAGAUCAAUUGAAAUACACAUGUUAAGGAGAGAAUUUAGAGAAGCAUGGGAGGACGCAGCCUCAAUACUCAAUCCAGAAGUUCUAAGUCACGUCGAGGCAUGUUGUGUGCCUCGCAUAAUCCAAUUGACAAUACUGAUCGCCACCGAUAUGGAAAUUCCCAGAGAGGAAGAGGAAUCAAUUACUAACGACCUACUAUAUGCUGAGAAUUGGAUCUUGCAGGCGAGAGAACAGACUUCCAGAUCAUCAAGACCAGCUCCAUCCUGCGAGCGCGGGGAGGAGUCGCAGCCAGCAGUGGAAUUAGAAGAGCGCGAUCGGCCGCUGGACUUGUAUGAAUGGCGACAGCUGGUGAUGCAGGCACAAGAUAAUUACUACGAGAAUAUGACUUUGGGGGAGUUUCUUGUUGAACUGAAAGAGGAAGCGGCAGGCGUUGAGGCUGAAGAUGAGAUGUCCGAAGAUGAGGACGAGAACAUUCAUAUUCCACGGUGCUUCAGUCGUCAGGCUGAUACUUACUAUAGUGCUGCUUAUGUGGGUUGCUUCUAA